This is a messenger RNA of Ipomoea nil (Japanese morning glory), 2339 nucleotides long. RefSeq names its product putative disease resistance protein RGA3. The coding region runs from base 214 to 2226 and encodes 670 amino acids. The record is from RefSeq and is a predicted model, not a curated record. Gene Ontology annotation, biological process: defense response to fungus. Gene Ontology annotation, molecular function: protein binding; ADP binding. Lineage: Eukaryota; Viridiplantae; Streptophyta; Magnoliopsida; Solanales; Convolvulaceae. The transcript is spliced from 5 exons.
CACGCCUCCUUAGAUUAACGCAUAGAUUAAUUAGCAAACCUUACCAUCUCUCAAAGUACGUUUCUACUACAGAGUCAACGACCAUGGCCGACGCUCUCAUCUCCAGUGUUGUGGAACAGCUGAUCAACAUCCUGAAGCACCAAACCCAUGAGCUAAAAACCAACUGCAGCAUCACACUCUGAGAUUCAAGGUAGGAAAUCUGAUCAAGAAUUGAUGCGAGUCACCACUGCGUUUGAUGUGGAUGCGUCUGAGAUUCAAGGUAGGAAAUCUGAUGCCAGUGCUUUAAUAAGCAAGUUACUGGAGAAUUCUGGAGAAGACGAAGCAAGAAAUGGCCCCCCUGUGAUUUCCAUAGUGGGCACGGGAGGGAUAGGGAAAACUACCCUUGCUCAACUAGUCUUUGGGGAUGAAAAGAUCAAGACUCAAUUUGAUGAAAGGGUGUGGAUUUGUGUUUCCGACCCCUUUGACCAGAUCAAGAUUGCAAAAGCCAUUGUUGAGUCAACCACUAAAAGCUCCACCGAUCUGUCCCAACUCCAACUGUUACUGGAAAAGAUCCAAAGCACUUUGUCUGGGAAAAGGUUCCUACUUGUGAUGGAUGAUGUGUGGACAGAGCAGUAUGCAAAGUGGGAACCAUUGAAGAACUCUCUCAAGGAUGGACUCCCCGGGAGUAGAAUCUUGGUGACCUCAAGGAGUGAGAGGGUUGCUAGAAUGAUGGGAAGUGCGUAUCUGCAUCACUUGGAUCUAAUAUCUGACGAGGAAGCUUGGUUGUUGCUUAGCAGGAUAGCAUUUUCCGGGAGAAGGGAAAAUGAUUGUGAGAAACUGGCCCUGUUUGAAGCUAUUGUAGACGACUACUUCCGGCGACCCAAUUUCCGUUUCCAGUUCUCCAUCGAAUUUCAGUGCAAACUAGAAGCCACAACGGUGGCGGCAGCGGCGGUGGCGGUUUCCGUGGUGGACGUCAUGAGGGCAGAGGCGGUGGUGGCGGUUAUGGUGGCCGCAGGGAAGGUGGUUACGGUGGUGGCGGGGGUGGCGGCUAUGGUGGCCGCAGGGAAGGUAGUUAUAGAGGUGGUGGCUACGGCGGAGGUGACCGCUACUCUAGGGGAGGCGAUGAUGAUAGCUGGAGGAGCUAAUCUAGCUUUAUUGUUGCGACCACUGAAAGAUAUUGGUCAGAAAAUUGCUCAAAAGUGCAAAGGACUGCCACUUGCUGCUAAGGUCAUGGGAAGCCUGCUAUGUUUCAAAGACACUAGAGAUGAUUGGCAAAAUGUUUUAGACAAUAAAAUUUGGGAGUUGGAUGAAGUGGUAACAGACCUCUUCCCUCAUUUGCAUCUAAGCUACAAUGAUUUGACCCCAAAGAUGAAGCAAUGUUUCUCAUACUGUGCUGUCUUUCCCAAAAUGCAUGACAUAGUGCAUGAUUAUGAAAUAGAGUUUCUUACCAAAAAUGAAUGCUACAGUUUUAACCAGCAGAAAAUUGGUAGGAAUAUGAAUCUCACCGCUUCCAAUUGUGAUAUUGGAAAACUUCACAGUAUUUUUGCUGAAUGCCUUUCUCCCGAAGAACUUACUCCUGAUUUGUUCAAUAGUCUGAAAUCUGUGAGAGUAUUAAGAUUGCACGAGUUUGAGUUGCAAGAACUCCCAAAGGAGGUAGGAAAUUUGCUUCAUCUAAGGUACAUUGAUUUAAGUAGGAGUGAUGUAGAGGAGUUACCGGAUGCAAUUUGUUCUUUAUAUAACUUGCAAACUUUAGAUCUUAGUAGAUGUAAUUGGUUUUCUAGGUUGCCGGAAGGGAUUGGAAAUUUGUGUCAGCUAAGGUACAUUGAUUUAAGUAGGAGCGAUGUAGAGGAGUUACCAGAUGCAGUUUGUUCUUUAUAUAACUUGCAAACUUUAGAUCUUAGUGAAUGUAGUCGUUUUUCUAAACUACCUGAAGGGAUUGGAAAGUUGCGUCAGCUAAGGUACAUUAAUUUAAAUUUUUGUAAAAAUUUGGAGGAGUUACCCAAAGGGAUUGCCAAUUUGAUAAACUUGAGACACCUUUACAUCACAAGCACCAAGAGGUUGGAGAUGAUGCCCCAAGGUAUCGCAAAGCUAACUCAGCUUUGUAGUUUAAGUGAGUUUAAGGUGGGGAAAGAGUCUAGUAAGUUAGGAUACAUGGAGAAGCUGAACCAACUUAAAGGGGAGCUGUCAAUUAUUGUUUUGUCCGAUCUGAAUAACGCAGCAGAUGUGGAGGAAGCAAAGAAAGCAUAAUUGAGAAACAAGAAGUACAUCGAAGAAUUGUUUUUGGAUUUCAGUGGGGGCGUCGAUGUGGGAAUAAAUGUGAUGGAAGCUCUGAAACCACCUCCGGAACUGCAAACCUUGCA